GCAGCACCACCUGGAAAAAACAUAAAGCUGGACUUCAGAGGAGAGUUCUUUGAGCUGGAACCUUCAGACAGAUGGGAUGGCAGGUGUGAGGACACCAAUGACUACCUGGAGGUCAGGGAUGGUGCCCACGGAUACUCGACGCUGAGGGGCAGGUUCUGUGGCACCGGGUUCCCAGAGCCCAUAGUGUCUUCUGAUAGACACCUUUGGCUCAGUUUCAAAUCCGACGAGAACAUCGAGAUGCGGGGUUUCCAGGGCGUCUUUACAUUUGUCAACAACAGUGGUGAGACUCCAGAUAGAGAAGCUUGUCGGUUGGAAUUGGGAGGCAUCCAGGGCAUCAUCACACACAAGCAAAUCCCUGAGGAGCAGAAAAACUUUACCAGGAAACACUCCAAGAGGCUUGACUGCACCUGGGUCAUCAAGGUUGAGGAGGGGUACAAGAUUUUGCUGUCCUUCCUGACCUUUUCCCUGGAGCAGCCCAACGAAUGCGGCAUCAACUUCAUGGACGUGUACGGAGACAAGACCAACGAGCAAAGCAACUUGCGCCACUUUUGCGGGAGCAUGGCCGAAACGGAGCUGACCCCGGGCCACCUGGCCCACCUGCGGGAUUUUGAUGGACCGUCUUGGUUUGCAGAUGACAAAUGUUUUGACACGGAGUUUGACUGCACUGAUGGGACUUGCAUUGACAAGGCCCUUUUGUGCAAUGGAAUCCACAAUUGCAAAUUUAUGCAGGAUGAAAUGGAGUCCGAAUGCAAAACUACUGAACCCGGCACAAAGAAAUUUGCAGAAAGCCACAUCCUGGUGAUCAUGACUAUUGGCUGCAUGUUACUCGGAGGAAUGUGCUUCAUCAUGGUCUUCAAUUGCAUACGAAAGCUACGAAAUGACAGAAGAGAAUACAAGGUG
Molecule: messenger RNA, 900 nt
Organism: Notodromas monacha
Lineage: Eukaryota; Metazoa; Arthropoda; Ostracoda; Podocopida; Cyprididae
Source: the annotation of a GenBank genome assembly